UAUGCCAUUGGACACCUCUGCCGCCCGAUCCCGCUCUUUUCCCAAACUAGGGGGAUUAAAUCAAACAGCUAGUUAAUUUCAUCGCCGUGCGGGAGGUCAGCGAACGCAGCUCCAUCUCUGAGGACUUCUGUGCAGCACGCAGGCCAAAGCAUCCAUCCAUCAAGAUGUCCAGCAAGCGAGCCAAGGCAAAGACCACCAAGAAGCGCCCUCAGCGUGCCACCUCCAAUGUCUUUGCCAUGUUUGACCAGUCACAGAUCCAGGAGUUCAAGGAAGCUUUUAAUAUGAUAGACCAAAACCGUGAUGGAUUCAUUGACAAGGAGGAUCUGCACGACAUGCUGGCAUCUCUCGGGAAGAAUCCCACUGAUGAGUACUUGGAAGGCAUGAUGAGUGAAGCUCCUGGGCCCAUCAACUUCACCAUGUUCCUCACCAUGUUUGGAGAGAAGCUAAAUGGUACUGAUCCAGAAGAUGUCAUCCGCAAUGCUUUUGCCUGCUUUGAUGAGGAGGCCACAGGCUUCAUUCAUGAAGACCAUCUGCGUGAGCUGCUCACCACCAUGGGGGACAGGUUCACAGAUGAAGAAGUUGAUGAAAUGUAUCGAGAAGCCCCCAUUGACAAGAAAGGCAACUUCAACUAUGUGGAGUUCACUCGCAUCCUGAAGCAUGGUGCCAAAGACAAAGAUGAUUAAAACGGAGAGAGAUCCUGACUUCUGGCUGCCCUGUGUCCCAGUCCCCUUGCUCCUCCUCGAAGUUUCCCUGGUGUCACAGUCAAGUGUUAGAAUGGGCUACCCAGAGAGGGAUAUGCUAUGGAACAUUUCAACAGAACUAGCCCUAUUCUAAAUGAGGAAUAAGCUAGUUGCAUGCGCGCGCGCGCGCGCGCGCGCACACACACACACACACACACACACACACAGAGUGGUACUGAUCCUAUAUUAAAAUUAACUCCUUGCUUGUCAUGGAGUCAGGUCCUUGUAACCUCCCCACUUUCAAGCAGCCUAAACUGCAAAUGGAGGGAGGAGGAAAAAGCACUGCAGAAGCAUCAGACUAUCUGACCCAUACAUCUAAUUCAUACAGCCAUUCAGCAUUGGAUCUAAUAUAAUCCAAAGGGGCCAGUUGUGAUUACCAUUUCAAGACUUUUACUUAAACAACAGAUGCCUCUAUUGUUGCAACUGUUGAUUGCAUGGAGAGAGCACUUUUAAACUUGCAGAGUGACUUACAAGCUUUAUUUAUAUCACCACCACAACCCUGUAAAGGCAAGCACUAUUGUUCCCAUGUUAUAGAUGGGAAAGUGAGACAAGCAAAUGCUCUGGGACCACAUUUUAAGGAUGCUUCUGCACAGAGGCCCCUUAGUGCUAGCAAUCAAAUGAUACUGUGUACCUAUUCAAUCUUUUCUUAACAGAUUUUUUCCUAGCAAGGAAAAAAGAUGGUAGUGGCAGUGAUAAACAUGAGAUGGCUACAAGUGCCUGCCUUUGUGGCAGGCAAUGGCAAAAUAAGUCUCAUCUAGAAGCAUCCAGACUUUAUAGAAAGGUGAGGUUUGAUUUCGGAUCUCGCCAGUCCAAAAUACUCUCUACUUGCUGGACCAUACUGGCUUUUAACCUCAUUGUUUCCAUUAAACCCCUUCAAACCUCACUGACACCAGUCUAGCCUUGGGAUGGUGUCGCUUGCCUGGGACAGCCUACGCCAUUUUGCACUCGUGAUGCUUUCCACAGAAAGAGCACCUCUGCAUCUGCGGAUGGGCAGCACACAUCUGAAACACUCCCUGCCCCCAGUGGAACAAAGACAACUUUGAAAUCCCAAGUUUCCUCAAUUUCAUUCCAAAUCCACGUUGCCUGCACACACAAGAUGUGAGCUAUACUGCUGACAUGAUUAUUCCAGAAAGUGUGAAAUCCUGUUCUGCACAAAUUCUAUUUCCUCCCCUAACCCAGCAUUUAAAAUAUAUUGCUGGCUACCUGAAAAGCCUAAGCAAGAAGAGCACAAAAGUGAAGAUCUCACUGAUCCGUCACAUCUAAUUCAGAUUUUCCUAACCUGAUGUCCUCCAGCUGUUGGCUUACAGUUGCCAUCAUCCGGACUAGCACAGCCACUGGCCAUUCCGCUUGCUUCCUCCCUCGUCACUGGCCAUGUUGGUUGGGUGGAUGAUGCGACUUGUAGUCCAACACGACUGCAGAGUGCCCCAUUGAUCUAAUUUAACGGAAAAAUCUUGUUUUAGAAGAGCUUGCUUUGAUGAUUUCAUUCCCUUUAUUUAAAAAGAAGUACACCUUUUGGAAUAUUUCAGAUUAGCUUGUACAAGUUAGUAAAAUAAAGGUGUAGCCUGUACAGUUGUUUGUUGAUAAUCAGACCAAAGUUGUUGUAACGUAAAGGAAAAGUAUUGAAUUGCAUAAAAAGAAUAUAAUACAAAUGUA
Varanus komodoensis (Komodo dragon) is the source of this 2393-nucleotide messenger RNA. RefSeq names its product myosin light chain 9 (gene MYL9). NCBI's taxonomy places the organism in Eukaryota, Metazoa, Chordata, Lepidosauria, Squamata, Varanidae. The coding region runs from base 165 to 683 and encodes 172 amino acids. Gene Ontology annotation, biological process: platelet aggregation; myofibril assembly. The record is from RefSeq and is a predicted model, not a curated record. Gene Ontology annotation, cellular component: cytoplasm; myofibril; stress fiber. Gene Ontology annotation, molecular function: calcium ion binding. The transcript has 4 exons.